This is a messenger RNA of Arachis duranensis, 1176 nucleotides long. Its product is annotated as F-box protein At5g07610-like. Bases 1 to 1176 code for a protein of 391 amino acids. Gene Ontology annotation, molecular function: protein binding. The record is from RefSeq and is a predicted model, not a curated record. Lineage: Eukaryota; Viridiplantae; Streptophyta; Magnoliopsida; Fabales; Fabaceae. The transcript has 3 exons.
AUGAGCCACAACAUAGAGUUAAUCUCUUCUUCAGCCAAAGCAAUUGAAAGACAUGUUGCCUUGCUCACUAAAAUCCUUGUUCGUCUUCCCCUCAGAGAUGUCAUGGCCUUCAAACGUGUCUCCAAGCGGUGGCUUUCUCUCAUCUCUGACCCUUAUUUCUCUCAGUGCCGCACCACCGUCCAAGGAACAAGAUUCUUCAGUUUGAUCCUAGAUCCCAACUUCAUCGAUCUUCAACAUCGUGAAUUAACAUUGUUCUACUUCAAUAAGAAGAUUCUUAUACCGUGCCGCCGCCGUCUCAUAUUUUGUCCCAAACUCCCCGAUAAUUAUUCAUAUAUAUUACAAUCUUGCAACGGCUUGAUGUUUGUCCGCAAAUUCAGUGACAGGUUUAUCUAUAAUCCCUCCACAGGAGACAAGAAACUCUUGCCCUCACCCUUUCCAUGGUUUGAUAAAUCACCCUUUGUGGAGUACUCCCUGGCUUUUGAUCCCUUGCGAUUUCUUGGUUAUAAGCUGAUCUGCAUUUUCCAUGGCAAGUCUUUAAAGGAAGAUUGCCACCAUACCAUGGUUUACUCCUCAGAAUCCGGUGCCUGGAAUCCGUAUCGUUCUUCCUUCUCGGCUCCCACAGACAUGGGUUUUGCAUAUGAUUUUUAUUUCCAGGACUUGGUUUACUGGAUCGGUAGCAAAAGCAAAUCGACGCUGCAUUUUGAUCUGAAGGAAGAGUACGUGAAGGUCGACUUGCCUCCUUUGCCUCCAGGACCUCAAGAUCUUAAUGUUGGCGGCCAUGUUUACUUGACUUCGCUGGAACUUAACUCAAAAGAAGCUUAUAAUGGAUAUGGAUACAUUCUUGCACCUGCACGCGGUUACAUGAAUUUGGUUGGAUUUGACUUUGAAUUUUGUAUGCCCGUGUUCCGGUUAAAGGAAGAUGAUUAUUCUUCAUCAAGCAUACAACAUCUCAUUAAAGAUGGUCAUGAAUAUGAAAUGACUUUGUUGUUACUGAUAGCUGGAAAAGUUAUUGCUCUCCGGUUAAAGGAUCAGACCAGUUGUGAUGUGUUUGACUUUGGCAUAAAAAUAAAACCUGGUCACAAUAAGAAGAGCUCUAAGAAAAGAAAAGAUACAAUGAUUGGAGGGAGUGGUGCAUCUCAAGAGCAUGUAGCUAUGAAGGAUGAAGAUGCUAAUUAA